Messenger RNA from Anthostomella pinea, 594 nucleotides. Lineage: Eukaryota; Fungi; Ascomycota; Sordariomycetes; Xylariales; Xylariaceae. The record is from the annotation of a GenBank genome assembly.
AUGCUAGCCACAACUAAGGGGCUGGUCCGUGGAUUCAAAAAGUUCAGGCGCAAUGAGCAACAUACCUUGGAUAUGCACAUUCGCAGCGCUCUUCAAGUGGCAUUCGAAUCUGACCAACAAUCGCGACGCACCAUCAGAUUUCUCAUUUCAGAAGCAACAGGUCUGGCCGAAGAUCACGACUAUCGAGGACAUGACGAGUUCAUGCAUGACUACAUCCGGUCUGCCAGCUACGAAAGCGAAAACCUUCUCACCAUGCUGACAGAGAAGGGCUGCCGCAAAUACAUGGAUGCCAAGGAUGCCCAUGGUCGACGGCCGAUUGCAUACACCAUGAGCAACGAGAGCGCCAUGAUCAUAUUGUUCCAAGCCGGAGCAAAAUGCGAUAGGCUUCCCGAGAAGUACAAGGGACGUAUCAGAAAAGUUUGCGAGGCACGGGGAUUCACCUUCCCUCGCCUGGAUCCCGACCCUUACAACUACUCUGACGAUGAUGACGACGACGACGACGAGAUAGAGGAAUGGCACGGUUCUAUGGCCGCUGAACGUGAUUCGUUGCAUACUAUCCCAGGUGAAUAUCGCAAACCGGAGUACCUGCUUUGA